Molecule: messenger RNA, 768 nt
Organism: Echinops telfairi (small Madagascar hedgehog)
Lineage: Eukaryota; Metazoa; Chordata; Mammalia; Afrosoricida; Tenrecidae
Gene: TMBIM4
Product: transmembrane BAX inhibitor motif containing 4
Exons: 7
Coding region: 42-758 (238 amino acids)
Biological process (GO): negative regulation of apoptotic process
Cellular component (GO): membrane
Source: RefSeq, a predicted model, not a curated record
GUUCCUUCCGCACGCCGGCGGCCGGCUGUCGCGUCGCCGCCAUGGCCACCCCGGACCCUCGCUACCCGUCCUCUUCGAUCGAGGAUGACUUCAACUACGGCAGCUGCGUGGCCUCUGCCAGCGUGCACAUCCGAAUGGCUUUUCUAAGAAAAGUCUAUAGCAUCCUUUCUCUGCAAGUUCUUUUGACAACAAUGACAUGCUCAGUCUUUCUGUACUUUGAGCCAAUCCAGACAUUUGUACAUAAAAGUCCUGCCUUAAUUUUGGUGUUUGCCCUGGGAUCUUUCGGUUUGAUUCUAGCAUUGACUCUGAACAGACAUAAGCAUCCCCUUAACCUGUACCUGCUUUUUGCAUUUACGUUGUUGGAAGCGCUGACUGUGGCCAUUGUCGUUACUUUCUAUGAUGUAUAUAUUAUUCUCCAAGCGUUUAUACUGACCACUGCAGUAUUUCUUGGCUUGACUGCAUAUACUCUACAAUCUAAGAGAGACUUUAGCAAAUUUGGAGCAGGGCUGUUUACUGUUUUAUGGAUUUUGUGCUUAUCCGGCUUCUUGCAGUUGUUUUUCCAUAGUGAGACAGUGGAGCUGGUGUUGGCUGCCGGCGGAGCCCUUCUUUUCUGCGGGUUCAUCGUCUAUGACACUCACUCGCUGAUGCACAGGCUCUCGCCAGAAGAGUACAUCCUGGCGGCCAUCAGCCUCUACCUGGAUAUCAUCAAUCUGUUCCUGCACUUGUUACGAUUCUUGGAAGCAGUCAAUAAAAAGUGAUUGAAAAUAA